Messenger RNA from Helianthus annuus (common sunflower), 2153 nucleotides. RefSeq lists its product as uncharacterized. The coding region runs from base 62 to 1945 and encodes 627 amino acids. NCBI's taxonomy places the organism in Eukaryota, Viridiplantae, Streptophyta, Magnoliopsida, Asterales, Asteraceae. Gene Ontology annotation, molecular function: protein binding. The transcript is spliced from 3 exons. The record is from RefSeq and is a predicted model, not a curated record.
AUAAUCCAAGCCGAGCCGAUAGCUGCUGCACAAGAACAACAACAAAUAAACAAACCCUUACAUGGCCAAAUCGGACCACCACUCACCACCAUCCGAUCCAAAACACUCGCCGCCGUCUACGGCGGCGGCGUGGGGCACAUGGGAGGAGCUCCUCCUCGCCUACGCCGUCAACCGCUACGGCACCAAAAGCUGGGACUCCAUCUCCUCCGAGUUACGUAAACGGAGCUCCGAUCCGACCCGUUUCCACCUCUCUCCCCUUCAUUGCGAACAGAAAUACAACGAACUCAAACAACGUUUCAACCACACCGACGCCGUCGAUAUCGAUGACGUCACAACCACCACCACCGGCACCGCCGCGGUACCGUGGCUGGAGGAAUUGAGAAACCUCCGAGUGCUGGAACUGCAACGUGAACUCCAGAAUUACGAUCUAUACAUCUCGUCUUUGCAAUUGAAGGUGAAGAAAUUAACCGAAGAGAGUGAAAACGACGUCGCCGGAGAAACGAAUCGGAACUCAGAUUUAGGGCACGAAACUGAAAAAGAUGAAGAACCGAAGAACGAACCGGCUGAACCGGUCGAACCGGUGGUGUCCGGUGACAACCAGUCGGUUAACGGAUCAAACGGAAAUUUAGAAACCGGCGGUGAAAAGUCGGAAAACGAGAACGGAACCGGAGCGAGUCCGGUUCGGACCGGGGGAGAAAACUCUGAACCGGUGAAAAGUGAACCGGAAGAGAAAGAACAGAGAACCGGACCGGAUGUGGAAGCUAGUGAGGCUCCCGAGUCAAUAGCGGAGUCGAAAAGUGAGGGGAAGAAUUCGGAUGUGCAAAGCUCGGCGAGUAAGUCGAGAAAGGAGAGCAUUGAUAGGGUGCGGCGCGGGUCCACCAAAGGGGAUGAGAUUGAGGAUCAAUCGACGGAUAGUAUUCCUGUUAGAUCUCUGCCGUUGGUUGAUUUUCUGCAGAAGCUUCAUAAGCUUGGCUCGGCUGUGUUUGACCCGCGGCUCGACCGGCAGGAAAAGAUAAGGUACAAAAAUUUAAUCAGGCAACACAUUGAUUACGAAACGCUACAAACCAGACUCAAAGAAGGCUGGUACUCCGAUGGCAACGAUAAAUUUUUCCGAGAUCUUUUACUUCUCGUUAACAAUACCCGCAUUUUCUUCCCCAAAGAAUCCCCAGAAUCAAUUGCAGCCGUUGAUCUUCGACAGCUUGUUCUGAAGGAAAUGAUCUCCAAGAAAAAACAAAAAAGCGAUUCAAAACUGACCGAUAAACAAACCUCGUCAAAGUCCUCAAACUUACCACCAAAACGGGCCACCGAGCCAGCUGAUUCGUUACUUCUCAAACCCAAGUUAAAUGGUCCGAUUGUUGUUUGUAGAAAACGAAGCUCGAUAACAGCCAAAGCAGCAGGAUCUUCCUCAGGGAAAAAAGAACAAACAGAUUCAAAAAACUCUGAUAAAGUAACCGACGAAACCCCGAAGAAAUCACGAGAUUCGUUUCCUAUAAUCGCGAAGAAAAAAGGGAAAUCACCCGUUCACGAGACGCCAGAAACCAAACCCGAAAAGAAAAAGAAGCUAACCGAAGCAGAAGAAAAGAAGCAGAGUGCCGCUAAAUUUUUGAACCGAAUGAAACGGUCCAAUGAGCCGUUGCUAAACAGUUUGAAAAGCUCGUCGGAACGUGGUGGUUCUGAGAACGAUAGUAAAGGAGAGCAGAAGAAAAGUGGCGGAAACAAGGGCGCGAGUGGUAGUAGUGGUGGUGGUGAUGGGAAGAAAGAUCAAUCAGGCAAGAAGAGUUCGGGUGGUGGACGCCAAGUUAAGGAACAAGAUAGUCCGGCGAAGAGGAGUGUUGGUCGGCCGCCAAAGAGGGCGGCGGUUUUGGGUAAUAAACGGAACCGCGAAUCGGUGGUGGAUUCGGAGACGUUGGAUUCAAAACAGACCAAAAAAAGAUCAAAGAGGUGAUGGUGAUGGUGGUGGUGUAGUGAUGUUAGAAUUUGUUUUCAGGUAUGAUUCCAAACCUUAGUCUAACCAAUGUUGGUUUCCUUUUUUUUUAUUUUUAUAUAUAUAUCUUUAAGAAAACUAGCAACUUGUGUUUUUAAAUUUGUACCCUUUUGGGUCAAGCAAUGAAUGACUUCUCCAUAUAAAUGUUAAAAAAACUCAUUUAGAGUCA